AUGGAAAUCGACGCUCGCAUUCCGGUGUACGUGGCCAUGUAUCAGCUGAUGAACAAGCAUUACCAAGAAGAUCGCGAGGACCAGGCCUUCAAAUUGGCGCAUCGUUUAUUGGCGGACUUGGAGUUGCCAGAUUUUGCGAGAGCCAGUUGCCACAUGAUCUUGUCCACUGACGAUGACGAACCGUUCUACCUGGCGCACGCCAAAGAGGCGGAUCGCAUCUACGAGGAGCACUGCCGCUCUCAUUUCUCGGAAGAAGACUUUCCCACUGUCCAGUAUAAAGAGGCUAAGCGUUUGCUGGCGGAGGCUGAGAAUUCGCACAAGGAAGAUAUCACGAAAAAAGAUGCCGAGACUGCCCGCAUUGCUGAUGGUGUGGCCGACAGCCAGCGUUCCAGGCAAGCCGAUAGACGAAGACCUUGA
Molecule: messenger RNA, 417 nt
Organism: Recurvomyces mirabilis
Lineage: Eukaryota; Fungi; Ascomycota; Dothideomycetes; Mycosphaerellales; Teratosphaeriaceae
Exons: 2
Coding region: 1-417 (138 amino acids)
Source: RefSeq, a predicted model, not a curated record